AUGAAGGAUCAAAAGACUGAAAGUGGAGGUGGGUAUGUGAGAGCAGAUCAAAUAGAUCUCAAGAGCUUGGACGAGCAACUGCAAAGGCAUUUAACUAGAGCAUGGACUAUGGAAAAGAACAAGAGCAAGAAGGAUGCAGAUCAAGGAGAAGGAGAAGCUGGAGAAACGCAAAGAGUCACCAAGAAUAAUAACAGUGCCACCACAGCUAGACAACAAUGGGAGAUUGACCCCUCCAAGCUCAUCAUCAAAAGUGUUAUAGCUCGCGGCACUUUUGGAACCGUUCACCGGGGCGUUUAUGAUGGCCAGGAUGUUGCUGUUAAACUUCUUGAUUGGGGUGAGGAGGGCCACCGGUCAGAGGCCGAGAUUGCUUCUUUGAGAGCAGCUUUUACGCAAGAAGUUGCCGUUUGGCACGAGCUUGAUCAUCCUAACGUGACAAAGUUUAUUGGGGCUACAAUUGGCACGUCAGAGCUAAACAUACAAACAGAGAACGGUCACAUGGGGAUGCCAAGUAAUGUUUGCUGUGUUGUUGUCGAGUAUUGCCCUGGGGGUGCUUUGAAAUCUUACCUCAUAAAGAAUAGGAGAAGGAAGCUUGCUUUUAAAGUGGUCAUGCAAUUGGCACUAGAUCUUGCACGAGGGUUGAGCUAUCUCCAUUCCAAGAAGAUUGUCCAUAGAGAUGUUAAAACUGAAAAUAUGCUUCUGGACAAGACACGUACAGUGAAAAUAGCUGACUUUGGGGUUGCUCGCCUAGAGGCAUCAAAUCCUAAUGACAUGACUGGCGAGACUGGAACGCUUGGAUACAUGGCACCAGAGGUACAAAAUUUAGAAGGCAUACAGGCCUCUGCUUUUGCGACAGUUCUCAAUGGCAAUCCGUAUAAUAGAAAGUGCGAUGUGUACAGUUUUGGUAUCUGCCUGUGGGAGAUAUACUGCUGUGACAUGCCAUAUCCCGACCUCAGCUUCUCAGAAGUGACAUCUGCUGUUGUUCGACAGAAUCUGAGGCCAGAAAUUCCCCGUUGUUGCCCGAGCUCUCUGGUCAAUGUAAUGAAGAGAUGUUGGGAUGCCAAUCCUGAUAAACGGCCGGAGAUGGAGGAGGUUGUUUCCAUGUUAGAGGCAAUUGACACGUCCAAGGGUGGAGGUAUGAUCCCUCUUGAUCACCCUCAAGGUUGUCUCUGUUUUCGCAGGUACCGAGGGCCGUGA
Messenger RNA from Dovyalis caffra, 1194 nucleotides. NCBI's taxonomy places the organism in Eukaryota, Viridiplantae, Streptophyta, Magnoliopsida, Malpighiales, Salicaceae. The record is from the annotation of a GenBank genome assembly.